Messenger RNA from Hibiscus syriacus, 1491 nucleotides. Its product is annotated as ankyrin repeat-containing protein BDA1-like. Gene Ontology annotation, molecular function: protein binding. The transcript is spliced from 2 exons. The record is from RefSeq and is a predicted model, not a curated record. Bases 1 to 1491 code for a protein of 496 amino acids. Lineage: Eukaryota; Viridiplantae; Streptophyta; Magnoliopsida; Malvales; Malvaceae.
AUGGACGAAAGUUUGAGAAACGCUGCUCGUAAAGGAAACGUUAGUGAUUUGUAUACAUUAAUUCAGAGAAAUGGGAAUGUUUUGAGACGCUUGGACGAGGUCGAGUUUAUCGACACUCCGUUACAUAUAGCUGCAUCAGAAGGGUGCAUGCGGUUUGCAAUGGAGAUGUUCAACUUAAAGCCAUCAUUCGCUAGGAAGCUAAACCAACAAGGUUUGAGCCCCCUCCACCUUGCCGUCGAGAAAGGGCAUAAAGAGAUGGCGCUACGUCUCUUGGAAAUCGAUACCGAUCUCACUCGCGUCAAGGGGAAGAACGGUGAGACUCCUCUGCACUACAUUAGUAAAGACGGUGACCAUGAUGGCUUGCUGGAUAGAUUUCUAGAGGCUUGCCCUGAGAGUAUCCUGGAUGUUACGACUCAAAAUCGAACCGCUUUGCAUAUUGCGGUCGAAAAUGAAAGACACGACGUUCUCCGAAUACUAACCGGAAUGCUUAUGAAGAAAGAUUAUCGUCGAGAAGUGGUGAACUGGAAGGACGAAGACGGCAACACCGCGUUGCACUUAGCUGCCAGCAAAAACCAGCCACAGAUGCUUCAAUUACUAUUAAACUGCAUGGCUGAUAAGCAUGCCACCAAUCAAGCUGGUUUAACCGCGCUGGAUGUUGCACAACAACAUAAUAACAAAGGAUGCAUUACUAUUCUGCUUGGCUGUUUGAUUCCACUAGUUUCAAACAUCAAAUAUAAGUUGGAGAAACAAAUUGUCAAGCAUGUGACAAAAGCAUCAUCGUUAAUUUUUCACGAUAUAGAUAAUAUAUCGGGCGAGGACCGCAGUGCCUUACUAGUAAUCCUAGGAUUGCUUCUAGCUGGAACCUACCAAGCCAGUCUUAGCCCGCCUGGUGGUGUUUGGCAAUGUGGAAACAGCUCAAAGAAAUUAGGGAGAUCGGUCAUGGAUCCAUCCGAGUUCCUUCUUUUCUUCAUUCCAACCUAUAUCGUGUUCAUCGUAACCUUUUUCCUAACACUAGCAAUGCUUAAACCUUUCCCGAGCGGUUUCAGGACGGCGAUUCAAGUACUACUCGCUUUCCUAGCGGUGUGUUUCGACCAGUCGAUCUCUUUCAUAACCCCAACCUCUUUAGCAUUAGCAGUCCAUAUCUUCUCAACCAUUGUUUUCAUGUUAAUGGUGUUCAUGUGUAUCACGUAUCAAGUAUCGAAAUUCAGCGUUUCGAUCGUCGGUUGUUGGAUGCUACCGUUUUACUUUUCGGGUGGAGAUGUAAUCCAAGUCCUGUUACUCCACUUUCUGUAUGAUGAAUUCUGGAAAGGAACCAUUCUAGUUGUAGGCUAUAGUUUAUUAUUUACAGUUUAUGCUAUCGUUGAUGCACAUGGUCAUGAUGAUGAUCAGAACCCCAUAAACAUCAUCAUGUACCCUAUAGUGUUAAUAGGAUGGUGGCUAUUCUUUCAUCUAUGUAGAUUCUGCAUGAAGCAGCGCACCUCUGGUUUAUAA